This is a messenger RNA of Rotaria socialis, 447 nucleotides long. Lineage: Eukaryota; Metazoa; Rotifera; Eurotatoria; Philodinida; Philodinidae. The record is from the annotation of a GenBank genome assembly.
AUGGCGACAGCUUCUUUAGUCUGCGAACUUCGACAAUUGAAGUCUUGUGGUUUUUUUGUGAUGAAAUCAAAUCAAAGUUUCUUACUCAUGAAGCAUAGAAAUCGAUAUGACCUACCAAAAGGACACAUGGAACCUGGAGAAACUGAGCAGCAAACAGCUCUACGAGAGUUACUUGAAGAAACAGGAAUAAAAUCAUCUGACAUCGAUAUCGAUCCACAUUUUCGUUCCGAAGAAACUUACUUUCCAAUAUACAAGCGUUUCCGAGGAGAAACAGUGCAGAAAACACUUGUUAUAUUUCUAGCCAGAUUGAAGUCUGAUUCGAUUCAAGUAGUUCCAACUGAGCAUCCGGAUUUUGAAUGGCAUACUUGGAACUCAUUGCAACCAUCGAAAGAGACCAAGAAUAUCGACGAACUUUUACACAAAAUUCAAGCAUAUCUCAAUAAAUAA